UGAGCAUCACCAAACAACCAACAAAGAGCGCUCUGUCGGUCCUAAGAGAUAGACAGAGAAAGCGAUCGACUCAGCUACGACGUCUUACUGACCAGUAUGGGACAGAACCAGGACAAACUGGAAGGAGGAGAACAGGCCCUAGGUGAAGGAUCUGAGGAAACAAGUCCAAUCCCUGACUGUGGAGGUGCAGGCAGUCAGACAGGUGAUGUCAUGGAGGGAGGAAGCUCCUGUGAGGAGGAGGCUGGUAACACUGGGGAAAAUUCAGGGGAGCCAGACGCUCAGGAUCUGGACGAGAGCCCCGGCCAGGAGCCAACAACACCUUCUAGCGAGAAGCACAUAAAUUUGGGGGUGAGUCCUUUCGCUGCAAGGGAGGUGAGACAGGGAGGGGCUGCAGGAAAGGAGGGAGGAGGAGGAGGAGGUGGAGAAGGAGGCAGGACGGCUCCACUGGUUCCACAGGAGACGGACAAGAACCAAAAGAGCACUGCGAGGAUUGAGGAAAGAGCCAGAGCGUACAAGCUGUACAAUCAAAUCAGGAGAGAGGAGAAGAAGAAGACUGAGAGGGAGCGUCACACAUCCUCAAAGAUCAAGAUGGAGUAUCAGGACGAGGGAACCGCCCCACAUGAGGAGUGCCAAGAUGAAAACUUCUCAGCUGGAGUUUCAUAUGAAAAGUCUGGCCUUGCUACUGCCUCAGAGGAUGCAAACUCACUUGGAAACACAGAAAAGGACGCUGUGAUGAUGAAGAUGAGCAGAUGUGGAGCUCAUGCAGGAAGUGAGAUUUUAGCAUCUGUUCAACAAGAUCAAAAAGACAGCAUCAUGGCGGACGUUGCGGAUGAAGAUAUUGAACUCUGUGCAGGAACAGUGGGCCGCUUGAGUAAGAGGAAGGCACCGCCUACAGCUCAACCCCUACAUCCUUUGAAAAACAGUCUGCAGAAUGAGUCUCUAUCAGACAUGAGUGAUACCAUUCACUGUAGACUUCCAAAACAGAGAACAGAGAAUACCAUAAAUGAGGAAGCGCUAACAUGUGAGGCGAGGCCAGUUUCAAAUGACUCCAACUCUUCAAUAAAACCAAAGGUCACUGAUACUGAUGACCAAGGAGAGUCAGUGAGGCCUUAUCUACAAAUGGAUACAACUGAAACAACCACAAAUCAAAAGAAUGACUCGAAUUUGGCAUCAAAUCCAGCCCCACCCUCUGAACCCAGCUCUAUUUUGGAGAAGCUACUGAAGAGAAAUAGAAAGGAGACAACCCCAGCUCUCUCAGAUAUAAAAGAGGUUGACAUAACCAACAAGGACACCGUGGAUGUUACUGAAAAGAGGAUCAUUGACAGUGCAGAGAUAACCACUGAUAAAAAUUUCUUGGAGUGA
Larimichthys crocea (large yellow croaker) is the source of this 1362-nucleotide messenger RNA. RefSeq lists its product as uncharacterized. Lineage: Eukaryota; Metazoa; Chordata; Actinopteri; Sciaenidae. The record is from RefSeq and is a predicted model, not a curated record. The coding region runs from base 97 to 1362 and encodes 421 amino acids. The transcript is spliced from 3 exons.